Messenger RNA from Neomonachus schauinslandi (Hawaiian monk seal), 942 nucleotides. RefSeq names its product chromosome 10 C20orf173 homolog (gene C10H20orf173). The transcript is spliced from 5 exons. Gene Ontology annotation, molecular function: beta-galactoside (CMP) alpha-2,3-sialyltransferase activity. The record is from RefSeq and is a predicted model, not a curated record. The coding region runs from base 1 to 942 and encodes 313 amino acids. Lineage: Eukaryota; Metazoa; Chordata; Mammalia; Carnivora; Phocidae.
AUGAAGCACUUGUGGCAGAUUUUUGUCCUGUGGGUCUUCUGGGUGCUCCUCUUGUGGCUGAUGGCCCCGUGUCUGGAUCCUAGACCUGAACUGGCCCCCCAGGAGAAACUGAUGGUCUUGGUACCACUGCAUUGCAACUGCCCUUGGCUCAAACUCAGGACAAGUGGCUGCCCAUCUGAGAUGCUAAACUCCUCCCUCCGGCACCACAGAGUUGGAGAGGGGAACGGGUUUGCUGCAUGCUAUGGGAAGACCGUGGAGUACCUGACUGGGGCGACAGAGUCCCUGACCCCUGUGCUCUGGUGGUUGGGCAUGAACUCAGCAAGUGGGCUUGGCCAAAUGUGGGAGAAGCUGUUCAAGGUGAUUCCCAGGCCCUCAGUGAGCCAUUUCCAUCUCUACUGUGGGACCUGUGCUUUGGUGGGGUACCCCACGACCCUGCGGGCCUCUGGCCUCAGCCACAACAUCAACCAGUGCACCGCAGCCUUCAGGAUGAGCCAGGGCCAUGCCCAGGGCUUUGAGACAGUGGGGAACCAAACCACAAGACGCUUCGUCUAUCCCUGGAACGCCAGCAUCCGGGGCUCCUGGAGACAGCUGGUGCUGCUGCUGCUGAAGCUUUCUGGUCUGGCGUGGACUUCAGAUGCCCCGAGUGAGGAGGUGAUGGUCUGGGAACCCAGACGUUCUUGUGCUUCCAGACGGGCCCCGAAGCUCCUCAUGAAGCUGGAGACCACCAUCUCCAGAGCUCCUGGGCUCUAUCUCCUCCCUGACUCCUUUCUCUACUCGGAUGAAGUCCAGCCUCCUCUGUGUGAGAACAUGGAGGUCAAGCGGCUAGUGGUCUGUGCUCUUCUCCACAGGGUUCUAGUGACCAACUUCACCGUCCUCAAGUACAUCCACAAGACCUACUUGGUCAGGGACAUUUCCCAACCACCGACUCGCUGUGGCAUGUGA